Zeugodacus cucurbitae (melon fly) is the source of this 1170-nucleotide messenger RNA. Its product is annotated as seminal metalloprotease 1. Gene Ontology annotation, biological process: proteolysis. Lineage: Eukaryota; Metazoa; Arthropoda; Insecta; Diptera; Tephritidae. The record is from RefSeq and is a predicted model, not a curated record. The coding region runs from base 95 to 859 and encodes 254 amino acids. Gene Ontology annotation, molecular function: metalloendopeptidase activity; zinc ion binding. The transcript has 2 exons.
ACAACUGUUCAGUUGUAGUUUAGACUGCCUACCAGACGUGUGUAUAGAAUACAGUUAAGUUCUUGCGUAAAACUCUUUUGUCUUUUGACGAACAAUGAAGAUAUUUCUGGGCGUUGUGCUGUUUGCUGUCCUUGGUACUUCCCUGGCUGUGCCUCUAAGAUCAACAGUCGAUGAAGAUCCUGAGUUGAUCGCUGGCUAUUUCCAAGGUGACAUUGUUUUGGAACAAACACAACGCAAUGGCUUACGCAAUGAAACCAGACGCUGGCCAGACAACAUUGUAUACUACAAGUUCAGUGAGGGGUACUUCGAUAAAGUCCAUCAAAAUCACAUUCUGCGUGGCAUUAAGAUCUUGGAGGAAGUCUCUUGCAUCCGCUUUAAGGAGGCCACCGACGACCAGCCUUAUUAUGUCAACAUAACCGGCAAAGAUGGAGGUUGCUAUUCAAGCGUUGGCUGGUUGAACGGCGUUCAAACCUAUAAUCUGCAGAACUAUGCUUUGGAUACUGGUUGCUUCCGUCUCGGUACAAUUGUACACGAGUUUUUGCAUACACUCGGUUUCUAUCACAUGCAGAGCGCCGCUAAUCGCGACGAAUACGUACGCAUCGAUAAAGAGAACAUUCGCCCUGGCACCGAGCACAACUUCAACAAAUACGAAGAGGACUUUGUCGAUGAUUUCGAUGAGGAAUACGACUACGGCAGUGUGUUGCACUAUUCGGCCUAUGCUUUCUCGGCCAAUGGCAAAAUGACGAUUGUGCCUUUGAGGGAAGAGGAGGCGGCCAAUGUUAUGGGCCAGCGCCGUGGCUUAAGUCAAAGCGAUAUCAACAAAUUGAAUGUUAUGUAUCGUUGUCCUUUGAAAGUGUAAUAUAUUUAUAUUCGAAAAUUGUGAAUAGGAAGGGAAGUUAAAAAUUUAAUUGACUUUGAUGUUAAUAAUUGGAAGUGUUGCGAAAGAAAUUUUAAGAUUUUUGAUCAUUGCUUAAUUUUUCCUUCUAACGUCCAACAGUACAGAUACUUUGAGUGUUUAGAACAAAGUUUUAAAUGCAAAAGCUGAAAUUAAUAUACUAAAUUCUUACUUUUUUCGACAAGCCUGGAAAUCGCCGAAACAUGCCUAGAAGAAGUUUGAAUAUGAAAAAUGUAACUCAUAUAUUCCAAUAAAACAUAGCUAAAAGUAUUAAA